Mesorhabditis belari is the source of this 1893-nucleotide messenger RNA. The record is from the annotation of a GenBank genome assembly. NCBI's taxonomy places the organism in Eukaryota, Metazoa, Nematoda, Chromadorea, Rhabditida, Rhabditidae.
AUGAGUGUCAUUCGUCGAAAGAUCGCGUUGAUGGGUUGCUAUUGCGUCGGAAAAAGUUCGAUCACGGAGCGCUUUGUGUCCGGCAAUUUCUCCAACGACUAUGAGACGACCAUCGAGGACUUGCAAACAAAGAGCUACAAGUACGACGGAAAGGAUUUCCUUCUUCGAAUCAUGGAUACAGCUGGACAUCAACAAUAUUCGUUGUUUCCGCGAUCAUGUGCUUUUGAUGUGGACGGAUAUAUUCUUGUCUAUUCGAUCGAUGAUCGUCAUUCUUUCGAAAUCGUGCAAAUCAUCUACGACAAAAUUCGCGACCACAUGGGCGACGUAAAGUUCCCGGUGGUUUUGGUGGGCAACAAGAUCGAUUUGCAGUCGGAGUCGCGAGCUGUAACGAAGGAAGAGGGACUUCAGCUUGCACGCAGCUGGGAGGCUGUCUUUCUUGAAGUUUCGGCCAAGGAUAACAUUGGAAAGUCAAAAAACACGGUGAAACACGUCUUCGAGAAGGCUUUGCAAGAAAUUGAAAUGUCGAGGGGAAAUGUGCAACGCCGCAGCAACGAGCUUCGUGUACAGACUGGAAUGCCGUCGAUCUCGGCUCCAAACAGCCCUCGACGCAAACGAUCAUAUCCAGUGGCAGGAAAAUGGGUGAAUUCGUGCAACGAUGUUAAUCAAGAUGUCGAUGGAGGAGAUGAAGUUUGCGAAAAUCCAAUAAAAGCUGCGCAAUGGCGAGCACUAAGCGAAAAGCGAAAUAAUAUCAAUCAGUUUCUGGAACUGCAUCGUGAAGAAGGACUACAUUUUUAUCUUGAUGAGCUUCGACAUUUUGCUACAACGCGCGGAGGGUUGAUAGAUGAUGAUUUUAGAGCUGAAAUCUGGCCGAUUCUGGCUGAAAGAAUGGUGACGUGUGAAGACGAGGAUUGCACUGAUGCCACACCAAGCUGCACUGUUAGUCGAUCAACGAGUGGAUCGGAUCUGCAAACUUCAGAUUUUGAAUCAGCUAUGUCCGAGAUGACUAAUGAAGAAACGACGCCAAUUGCUGAUCCCGAGGAAAGUGGCGUUGAUGCUGAGAAUGAACGUCUUGAGAAACUUCAAGAGCACAAAGAGUGGCGACAGGUUGACAUGGAUGUUCAGAGAACACUUGCUCGUUUUCCUCCAAACAUUUCUGAGCAACAUCGAACAACUUUGCAAGAGGAUCUCACUCCUUUGAUUGUACAAAUUCUUUCCACGAAUCCCGGUUUCAACUAUUAUCAAGGUUUUCAUGACGUUUUAUUGACGUUUUUGCUGGUUCUGGGGAAGGAGAAAGCUCUGAAGGUUGGAUUGGAUAUCACACGAUCGGGCUCUUUUCGAGCUUACUUGCUAAAGUCGUUGGAAGACAGUGUGUUGAAAGAACUGAACCUCGUUUAUGUCAUUCUCUCUCGAGCAGAUCCAGAAUUAGAAGAGGUAAUGAGAAGCGUCAAUCUUGGUGGCCUUUUUGCUUUAAGUUGGCCAUUAACUUGGUUCUCGCAUUCUUUGCACAAUUAUCAUCAGAUUGUUCGUUGCUUUGAUGUUUUUCUCGCCAGCCAUCCUUUAUUCCCAAUCUAUGUCACUGCCGCUGUUGUUAUGUACAGACGAGCUGCCGUGCUUUCAGUUGAACAGGAGAUGCCGUUUAUUCAUCACUGUUUGAACACCAUGCCUCACGAGAUUCCCGUCGAUGAGAUCAUUGCUGAUGCCACUUACUUGAUGAAACUAAUGCCACCAGUCCUUCUAAAAGGCCGUUACUUGGAAGAGUAUCAACGCAAUGUCUCUUCAUCGCCGGUCAAGACAAGGGGCGUUUCAAAGCUUCCGAGGUAUGCUCUUCAAUUGGCCGUUAUGGGCGCUGCGGGGGCCGCAGCCGGAUAUUUCCUUCUCACUAGAUACCAAAUU